AUGCAAUCCAUUCUGCAAUAUCGUCGGCUGCGGCACGAUCUACAAAAAACACUUCAACUGAGCUCCCACUACACCACCAGGAGUCCCAAAAUAUCAGACAGUGACGAGACAUCCGACAAUACUGCACACCCGAACUCAGGGGAAUCAAUUGUUCUUGGCACGGGUCACCGAGUAACAGUUCCCGGUAUCAGUGUUCAAUCCUCACCCGAUGGAGUUGACGGCAAAGUUUUGUUUGUUGUCGGAUUCAACAACGCUGAUGACCCACUUAAUCCGAAGAACUGGUCGCUGCGAUACAAAUGGUCAACCCUGGGUAUUGUGGGAACUACAGGGUUCUUAGUCGGAUGGGCCUCUGCCAUUGACUCCGCUGUCAUUCAACAAGGCCAGGAUGCAUUUGGAGUCAGCAAGAUCACCGAAUCACUCGCCACCGCUCUCUAUCUCUUUGCCUUCGGUUUCGGUUCCCUGGUAGCGGCACCAUUCUCGGAGACAGUCGGUCGGAACCCGGUAUACCUGGUGACAUUGUCGCUGCUCAUGAUCUUCAUUAUGGCAUCUGGUUUAGCGCCUAAUAUUGGGGCGCAGCUGGCAUUUCGAUUUAUCGCGGGUAUAUUUGGGUGUACACCUCUUACAACAUUUGGUGGCAGUAUGGCCGAUAUAUUCAGUCUGCUUGACCGCACCUAUGCCUUCCCGGUAUGCUGCACAUUGUCCUUUUUGGGUCCGUUUCUGGCCCCAAUGGUCGGCGCCUUUAUCGGCCAGAGUACAGCCAUAAGCUGGCGCUGGGUAGAAUGGACAUCCUUAAUUCUCGCUGGUUUGAUUACAGCGGCAAUAUUUUUCUUCGUCCCGGAGACCUAUGGCCCCGUCCUUCUUCAAUGGAAAGCGCACCAUCUUCGCUCAAUCACCGGCGACCAACGCUUUCUAGCUGAGAUCGAACUCCGCCAAGCCAGUCUCGCACGUCGUCUACUCACCAGCUGCUCCCGACCCUUCGAGAUGUUCUUCCAAGAACUCAUGGUCGCGCUGUUCACGAUGUAUCUUGUGGUCGUGUACAUCGUUCUCUUCGGCUUCCUGACAGGCUACGAAUUCAUAUACGGCGACACAUACGGGUUCUCGCAAGGGUCCGUCGGACUCGCCUUCAUCGGCAUGAACAUCGGCUUCUUGGUCGCCUUCGCCCUUGUCCCCCACAUUUACACGUCCUACAAGAAGCGUCUGCAGAUCGCCAUCGAUAGUGGUGAACACUCUCUCCCACCCGAAGAACGUCUCUGGUUCGCCAUGUACGCCGCCCCGUGGCUACCAAUCUCGCUCUUCUGGAUGGGAUGGACCAGUUACCCUGCCAUCUCGUAUUGGUCGUCACUCGUUGCGUCUGUGGCAUUCGGAUUCUCGGUCCAGGGUAUUUUCAUCUCGAGCUACCAGUACCUGAUUGAUACGUAUGAGGUGUAUGCUGCUAGUGCCUUAGUUAGUGCCACGUUCAUGCGCUAUCUGGCUGCCGGAGCUAUGGUGAUUGUGUCGAUCCCGAUGUAUGGGAAUAUUGGGGUGCAUUGGUCGUUGACGUUGCUGGGCUGUUUGUCGUUGAUUAUGACACCUGUCCCGUAUGUCCUUUAUAAGUUUGGGCAUGUGUUUCGGAAGAGAAGUCGAAUGGCAAGGGAGGAAUAG
Molecule: messenger RNA, 1641 nt
Organism: Aspergillus steynii IBT 23096
Lineage: Eukaryota; Fungi; Ascomycota; Eurotiomycetes; Eurotiales; Aspergillaceae
Product: MFS transporter
Exons: 1
Coding region: 1-1641 (546 amino acids)
Biological process (GO): transmembrane transport
Molecular function (GO): transmembrane transporter activity
Source: RefSeq, a predicted model, not a curated record